UUGCUCAAUUUCCAAGUGUUCUACAAAAAGAGCAAUACGAGGAUAUUUAUCAAGUGUGGGAAAGUUUAUCGAUAAUGGAUACCCGAAGAGAAAUGGAGACUGCCGACGGACAAGAAAUUGACGAACGUAUGCAAAUAGCGGCGGUGAUCGGCGGAGAAACGGCGACAACAAGAAGAAAAGGAACAGUUGGUAAUCGGGAAGGGACAAAUGAUGGGGGACAAAGAUUCGUUGAAGACCUAGACAAGGGAAAGGUCGACGCUGGAACUGGUUCUGUAAGAGACACGUGGCAAAUGCGACUGAAAGGAGUUUUCAUUGCGGUUACUGUAAUCACCCUAUCAUACAAUAUUUUAGCAGCGAGCACACCCCGUCCGUCUCGAUUCUCGGUCAUCACGAAAAUGGCACCCGCGUACUGCCGACUCAAUUUGCCUGCGAGACUCCAGAAUUUGAUACUUGAUAAACACAAUGAAAUUCGCUCGCAAGUGGCUUUGGGACAGUAUGCUGUUGAUGAUGAUUAUCUUCCUCCGGCGGAUAAUAUGGUUAAAUUGGAUUGGGAUUGUGAACUCGAAUUGGAGGCUCAACAACGUGCUCAACAAUGUAAUUUGCAAAAGGAGAAUUCGGGUCGACAAAUGAAUGGAUGGGACGAGGUUCGCGGCGAAAAUGCCUUCUAUUUCCGGACCACCGAUGGAUUGGACGUUUCGGGGGCCGUUUUGAAAGGAAUCCAGAGAAUGGGUGAUGAGAUUGCAAUUGCGGGGAUCAAGAACUUGAAGCUUUCACGGUACGAUAGUCGGAUUGGACACGCGACACAGAUCCUAUGGAAAGAGACACGAAAACUGGGAUGCGCGGUACAAGAGUGCCCGGCUCGACAAGAUGGCUCACUCGACGGACAGAAAUACAAUGUGGCUGUCUGCAAAUACUAUCCCACUGGAAACGUGUUCAAAUCCUCCACACCAACCUCAAUCUACUCAGUUGGUGACGUUGCAAGUGCCUGCUCCGAAGGAACCUUUGGGGAUCCGUCAACCGGACUUUGUGUGGCUGCCACGUGGCAAGAAGGGUCUAAGGAAAAGUGAACUGAGGGUGUGAAGAGAGAAUUAUAAAGCAGUUCUCAAGAGACGGAAAA
Caenorhabditis elegans is the source of this 1117-nucleotide messenger RNA. RefSeq names its product SCP domain-containing protein (gene scl-23). The coding region runs from base 75 to 1067 and encodes 330 amino acids. The record is from RefSeq and is marked reviewed. The transcript is spliced from 8 exons. Lineage: Eukaryota; Metazoa; Nematoda; Chromadorea; Rhabditida; Rhabditidae.